GAUGCUACAUACUGCCGUCCGAGCUGUCAGCCACGUCACCUCCUCUGAAACAACUUUCCUCCCGGACCUCUUCACCCUCAGCAGAGUUUAUGAGUGAUCUCUGUGGACAUUUUAUCUAUUUCUCUGCAUACGUUUCGAUAACGAGCCAAAAAGCUACCAAACACGCCCUGUUUAGCUGUUAGCUGUUAGCUUCUUAUUAGCCUUUUAACGUCUUGUUUUUCUUUUUUGCAUUUGCGGAGCUUUUUGUGUCUAAACUCCGGUCUCUUCAGGACGUGCCAGGCCUGUGAGAAGUUGUUUUUUUAAAGGUUUUGUUAACGACGCGGAUCCAAAAUGAAUGUUUUUCGUCUGGCGGGUGACGUGUCACAUUUGGUGGCUAUCCUUAUCCUGUUACUGAAGAUAUGGAAGUCCAAAUCCUGCGCUGGCAUCUCUGGAAAAUCUCAGGUGCUGUUUGCACUUGUCUUCACCACCAGGUACCUCGACUUGUUCACUGUCUUCAUCUCACCCUACAACACGAUCAUGAAGGUGGUGUUCCUGUCUCUGUCCUACGCCACUGUGUACCUCAUCUACAUGCGCUUCAGAAACUCGUACGACUCCGACAACGACACGUUUCGUGUAGAGUUCCUGUUGGUGCCAGUCAUCGGGCUGUCCUUCCUGGAAAACUAUGCCUUCAACCCACUGGAGAUCUUGUGGACCUUCUCCAUCUUCCUGGAGGCGGUGGCCAUAAUGCCGCAGCUCUUCAUGAUCACGAAGACCGGCGAGGCCGAGUCCAUCACCACCCACUACUUGUUCUUCCUCGGACUGUACAGAGCCCUCUACAUCGCCAACUGGGUGUGGCGUUACCACACAGAGGGCUUCUUCGACCAGAUCGCCGUGGUGUCUGGCGUCGUGCAGACCAUCUUCUACUGCGAUUUCUUCUACCUUUACGUCACAAGGGUGCUUCAAGGAAGAGCAAAGAUGAGCCUGCCGAUGCCCGUUUAAAACAGACGUCUGUGCUGUUCCUCCUCCCAUCUGUGCCUGCUACAGCUCAGCACCUGGACGCAGACCUUGCCCUUCAACUGUACAUGUAUUUAGCGAUGGGACUCAUGGUCUGACGUAACUCUGUAGACCAAACUGUGUGCACCUCUUGAGAUUGACGUGUGAUUGGUACUUUGUGUGUGUAUGUAUGUGCGCAUACAUGCUGUGUUGUCGAGGUUUGUGAUGUAUGUUUGAGUUGUUUUUUUUCUUUUUAAGAUGCAGAUGUGACACUGGAAAGGUGUCCCUGUUGUGCAUGUGGAACUUAAAUUCAGGCAAGUGAGUAACACUAUGGAGACUGUUUGUCUUUACUUUCCUUUUUAGACUUUGGCUCUGGAGACGUUACAACGCUGAAUCCACAAAAUUGUAAAUCUUGUUGAUUGUAUGUAGCAUCAGAGCCAGUGUUUACGGAGUUAAAGGGUAACUCAGAUUUUUCAACUUGGACCAUAUUUUCCAUUGUUUUUGUGUCAAAUACCCUGUUUAGACCUGGUUUUAACAUGCGUCUCAGGUGAUCACCUGCUGUGGUGGUCUGGGACGGAUUUGACUACGUAUCUAUUGUAGUAUAAACACUAACACCAUCCUGAUGCGUCUUUGACGAGGACGUAGUCAUCAGUGCAUGACAUUGUGGUUGUUUCAGUGACGGCGCAUUAAUGAUAUGUAAUUUCCCAAUAUUUAUGUCAAGUCUGACGAAUUGUUGUGUGACCAUCCCUCGUUUUUCUUCUAAUAUAUUGAGACAUGUUGAAUUCUGCAGACAGCGAGAUCUCCAUCUGCACUAAAACAACUGCUUACAUUAGUACCAAGCACACUUCAGGGCAGCCAGCGAAAGUGCAGACGUAAUACCUGGUCCAAAAUUUGAACACAGGUGGUCAGCUGGAGACGCAUGAUAGACAAAGGUGCAAAUGGCGAUGUGUCUUGGCCGUCCCCUUUUGUUAGGCUUAGCGAAACACAUGUUAAUGCCAGGUCUAAAGUGACUGAUGGAAGCAACAGUUUUUGAAAUUGGUCCAGUAUUGAGAAACAGCGCUGCAGUCAGCAGUGGCAUAAAUUGGGGCAUUUGUGCACAUCAGCGUACGUCCAUUAAAAGUGCUUGUUUUUGCCACUGAUAGACUCAGAUUGUUAUCCUAAGUGUCUGAUAUUAUGGAAGGGAUCCCUACAAAGUAAGAUCCUUUUUAUUUAGCCAGAAAUGUCAUCAAAAUCAAUAUUUCCAGACUUGCCAGACUGGGUGAAUUAAGGGUUAAUUUCAACCUAACCAGAGAUGCUGAUUGUCUUUCCACAGUUUAACAAAGACAGCUUUUGUGAGUUUUUAGUUUAUUUCUGUCGACUUUGAAUGAAGUGUGCUUUACAAAGGAUAAAAUGAUAGCUUAUUUGCAUGGAGUCUGGUGGGUUUGGAAAUAGUGAUUUCUGGGCGGUUUCUAGAUAAACAAAAGGAGCUUAUUCUGUAAGAAAAAGGUCUAUCUCUGCAAAAUCCUUUCCCUAACUUUGUUAGACAGAUUUAAAAAAAAUAUUCCCAUUAGUCACUUAAAACACAAAACCAUAGGUAAAUAGAGUCCAGGUCUAAAAAUAAUUAUCCUUUAAAGCUGUAAGAGUUUUAUGUCAACACUUCCUACAUUUUAUCAAAACACCACCAUGUUUUACAAUCUCAGUCUUGCCUGAUGAUAAUAACAAAUAUUGUAAAUUUUUUUUAAAGUGUACUUCAUACUCUUCCAGUCGGCAGUUUUAUUUAAAUAACCUAAUAUUGCAAAUUUGCCUCGAGCUUUUGAAAUCUGUACAGCUUUCGCAAAGUGUCUUCUUCCUCUUUUUGGUUCUGUACUGUUAGACACUCCUUGAAUAGCUUGCUGUACUAUUUGCAAACAAUUUCUUUUCUCCUUGGCUAAGUAUGUUACUUUUUCUAUUUUCUUUUAAUUGUCAUCUUUUAUAUUUCAAUGUAUUGGAGAUAAAAAGGGCUAAACAUGUUGUCAUGUCUUAAAUGAAGCCAAAGAUAGAACAGAUAACUGCUGCAAUGUUUUAGUCCAUCAAAUGUUUUCUGGGUUUGUUUGACUAAACUUUAGUUGUGUCGUCGAGGAUAAAAAAUGGGGGAAAUAGCAGAAGAGCGUGUUGAAUUUCUGUAAAAGAUUAACCUGUUUUUGGUCACAGUAAGUUGAAUUGCACACCAUUUUUAUGACAUUACCUUUAUUAUAACGUGUGAAAUAUCUCA
Plectropomus leopardus (leopard coralgrouper) is the source of this 3202-nucleotide messenger RNA. It is a transcript of the gene kdelr3, whose product is annotated as KDEL endoplasmic reticulum protein retention receptor 3. Lineage: Eukaryota; Metazoa; Chordata; Actinopteri; Perciformes; Serranidae. Gene Ontology annotation, cellular component: membrane. Gene Ontology annotation, biological process: protein retention in ER lumen. The record is from RefSeq and is a predicted model, not a curated record. Gene Ontology annotation, molecular function: ER lumen protein retrieval receptor activity.